GCUGCACGACCUUGUCAUUUAGCACAGAGAGAAACACAGAGCACUCAGGAAGAAGAGUCUCCAUCUGCAGGGAACAACAGGACAACCUGAAUUUAGCCUGAAAAAACAACAGAACGGGACAGAAAGAGAGAGUGCUGUGAUCAGAGGAGGAGCUGCUGUCCCAGGGCUGGCCCCUGCUUUGCAGCAGCUCCGUGCACAGGCGUGUGCGAGUGUGUUUGUGUGUAUGUGAGGACGUGAUGAGAGCACGGGGAGAGGCUGAGGCUCGGGGAGGAGCGAGCAGAAUCGGCAGAGGAAUCUUGGGUCUCGUUGAGGCGCAGGCAGCCUGCUGGAGCAAAGGACUCGAUUAAACGGGACAAAACUCACACACUCGCUGGUAGAGUGUAUUUUCCCUCUGACCGAGUAGUGGGGGCAACUUUGGGUCUUUUUUUUUUUUUUUUUUUUUUUAUAAUCUCUAUCCACUGAGCAGCUGCAUAAAGGACCAGCAUCAUCAGCACCAUGAGUCGAUGGCUUAAAUGCACCUCCCUGUACUUUAACACCGACUGGAAUAAGUAUGAUGACAGGCUGAUGAAGGCAGUAGAAAAAGGAGAGGUGGACAAGGUGACAGCCGUCCUCAGUAAGAAAGGCAUCAUCCCCACCAAACUAGAUGUAGAGGGCCGCUCUGCUUUCCAUCUUGCUGCAUCCAGAGGACAUUUGGAUUGCCUUAGUGUCAUCCUCCUCCACGGUGUUGAUGUCACAGCCAAUGAUGCCACAGGAAAAAAUGCUUUACACUUAGCAGCCCGGAAUGGACAUUCGUUGUGUGUGCAGAAGCUUCUACAGCAUAACUGCCCUGCUGGAAAUGUGGACCUGCAGGGAAAAACAGCUCUGCAUGAUGCUGUCAUGGCCGGCUGUUCGUCCAGUGUUAAGCUGUUGUGUGACAGUGGGGCUUCGGUCAACGCUAGUGACUUUGACGGAAGAACUCCAUUGGUUCUGGCCACUCAGAUGUGUCAUCCACGUAUCUGUCAGCUCCUGCUGGAUAGAGGGGCUGACAUCCGAGUGCGUGACAAGCAGAACAAAACCGCCUUGAUCCUGGGCUGUGAAUUUGCCUGUAAAGAUGCUGUAGAGGUUUUGUUGAAGAGCGGAGCUGAUGUCACUGCCGUCGACAGCUCCGGCCAUGACAGCUAUCACUAUGCUCGACUCAGCAAAAACCAUGAGCUCAUCAACCUGAUCAAGAGCUAUCUGGAUAACAUAAAAGCCAAAGAAGCCAGCAAAGUGGAGCUGAAGAAGAGACAGGAUCUUGAGAAGCAGAAUGAAAGCCAACAGGAGACACUGAAGAAGUACCAUCAGGAACAGAGGGCGCUAAUGGACAAAGUCAAUAUUCUGCAACAUCAGCUCAGUCAGGAGAAGUCUGUGGUGGAGGACUUUCACAAAGAGAGGGAGCAUCUGAAGCGCAUGCUGUCUGCCAGAGAGAAAGAGACCACAGCUCCUGAGACUGUGAAGGUUCAGCUCCGGAGCCAUCUGGGAGAUUACAUGGGCCAGUCUGUGAUUAAAGGGAAAGAAACUGUUCUUGUCAGACAAGGUCAAAGCCUAGAUUCAGCUCAGGUUUUGCAGCCUUCUGUUCCAUCACGUUCCAUAUCCCGGCCCUUAGAGCUCUCUCACCCAGUGAUCUCAGCCCCUAACGAGGUGGAGAUGUUACGUCAGGAGCUAAAGUCCACACGUAAGCAGCAGGAGGCUGCACAGGAAGAAGUAGAACGCCUCCAGGCAGCACUCACACGAAAGUCCAAGGAGUGCGAAGAGCUCGUUCAGAGUCGUGACUCCACAAAAAGAGAAGCAGAUCGGCAGAUUCAGGAACUAGAGGGGGCAUUGGGAGACGUCCAAAAGAGGAUGCUGGACUCUGAAUCUAAGGUCAAGCAGCUACAGCAACAUGUGAUCACAGUAAAGGAGCAUCUCGGCAACCAAAUGUUAGAUGACCUCAAAGCUCAGCUGAGUGAGGUCAAGGUUAAAUAUGAAGGUGCUUCAGCUGAGGUCGGUCGGGUCAGGAAUCAUUUGAAGCAGAGCGAGAAAGCUCUAGAGGAGUAUAAAAAGAGCGAAAGUCUAUUGGCUGAAGAGGUCGAGAAGUUGACAGGUGAGCUGAACGCAUCACGAGAAGAGUGUGCUGAGCGUGCUGCGACUCUUCUAAAAAUGGAGACUCGUGUUAAAGAAGCAGAGAAACGUCUGGCCAUCAUGGUGCCAGGAGAGAAGUUCGACAACAUGAAGAACCUUUUGACUAAUGCGGUGGACGAAAAGGAGAGGCAGCUGGUGGAGCUGCGGGAGGACUACGAUCGUGUUCUGGAAGAGGUCUCUGAACUCCACAGGGAGGUGGACCACAGGGACACUGUCCCACUUCAGGAACACGAGAGACUCAGGGUGGCUCUAGAGGAACAGAGCGAUAUCCUGAAGAAAAAGCUAGCAGACGUCACUUCUAAAUGUCAGUCCCUGAUCUGUGAAGUUGAGGAUGCUGAAGAUGAGAAGGAGCUGCUUCGAGAAGAGCUGCAGGAACUCAGCAAAAAUAUCAAGACACAGUUUGUUCCUGUUGAGACCCAUGAGGAAUUGAAGAAGACGUUGAGUCUUGCUUUGGAGGAGCUUAAGGACCAGCUUGAUGAGGCAACCGGUAGAAGAAAUCAUGCUGAGGAUCAGUUGAAAAGGCUCCAAGAAGAGAAAUCCUCUCUGACUGAAAACAUUAGCAUCCUCAAGAGCACACACACACCCAACGAAAGGUACGAAAGUGAGAUGGCUGCACUUUUGGCCCAUAAAGCAGGGAUGGAAAAGGAUCUAGAGAAUCUCCAAAAGAAGUACAAAGAUAAAGAGAAGGAGCUUGAGGUUGUGGUUGCUGAGAACAUUGCUCUGAAACAGAGCUUGGAGGGACAGUUUGUUAAAAGGGAAGUGUAUGAGAGAGUGCAGAAAGAGUUACAAGAAGCUUUGGAGAACGCAAAGACAGAAAUUCACAAAUUGGAGGAAGAUGGAAAAGUUAAAGAAGACGAGUUGAAGAAAGUGAAAGAGGGAAGUGUUAUGUUAAAAGAAAAUUUGCAGGAGAAAUUGGAAAAGGAUUAUAUUAGCAUUGUUGACCAUGAGGCAAUGAAAAGCCAGUUAAACAGGGCUUUAGCUGAAGCAGAAAGUAGUGCUAAAGAGGCCUUCUCCAAAUACAAGGAUAUUCAAGAAAGUACUUUAAAACUUCACAAGGAAAUUGAAGACCAGAAGAAAGAGCUGGACACUAUUCAUGAAGCCAUUCAAUCUAAAUUUGUGCCAGCGAGUACCCUGGAGGAAAAAGAAAAGGCCUUCAAUACCACUGUGAAGGAUCUAAGAGAGCAAUUAGCAAAAAUGGAAGAGAAAUACAAAAGUGCAAAGAGUAAUGUGGACCACGAGAGACGUGACAAAGAAACAGUGAAGUUAGAGAUGGAAACCGUGCAGAGGAAACUGGAGGCGAACUUGGUGUCAAGUGAAAAAUGCAGAGAAAUAGAAGAAGGCUAUAAAGGCCAGAUGGAGAACUUGACUCUAAAGUUAGUGGAACUGGAACAGCAGUAUAUGGAGGUAACUGUUCAGAGAGCUGAACUAGAGGAGCAGAACUCACUCUGCAAUGCUGAAAUAAAGAAUCUUCAACAGAGUCUAGAAAAUGAAUAUGUUCACCUGGAGCAGUUUGAAGCCAUGAGAAACUCCCUGACCUGCAGUUUGCAGGAGGCACAGACUGAGUGCAAGGCCCUCACAGAGACCUACAAUUUGGAGGUCCAGCGCAUUCACAAACUGGAGAAAGAGCUACAGAGCCACAUUACUGAUGCUGACCUACUGACUCAACACAGCCAUGCCAAAGAGAACCUGGAGAGAGAAGUGGUCAAGCUCCGUAUGGCCCUGAGGCAAGAAGAGGAGAUUAGUUCCCAGAGGGCUGAGGAUGUAGCUACUCUUCAGACAGAGCUCCUCAGAGCAACGCAUGCCUUGGAUGAACUUCGCAGCCAUGAAGGUCAGCUGGUCGAGCUCAAAGCUGAGAAGCAGAGGCUAGAGGAAGAGGUAGGGGAGCUCAGUGAUCGACUCUUGGGUCUAGAAGAGCAGUGCGAUGAACUAUACCAGGAAGCAGCAAAGGCCAAAGAAGCCGAAAAUAGAGCAAAGAUGGAGACUGAAGCCCUGCAGACCAAGAGCACCUCAAUUGAGAGAGAGAUCCAAGAUCUCAAAGAGAGAUACGAUGACUCACUGAGCACCAUCGGAGACCUCCAGAAAAGGAUUCAGGCGUCCUCUGAGCAGACCGAGGCCAAAGACAAAAGGAUCACAGAGCUGUUGGCAGAUGUGGAGAGGUUGAAACAGGCUCUCAAUGGUUUAUCCCAGCUGGCUUACACUGGCAACACUCCCAACAAGAGACACGCUCAACACAUUGACACACUCCAGGCACAGGUCAAGAGCCUCCAGCAGCAGCUGGCUGAUGCUGAGAGGCAACACAGAGAGGUGGUUUCAAUUUAUCGAACUCAUCUUCUCAGUGCUGCACAGGGUCACAUGGAUGAAGAUGUACAGGCAGCGUUGCUGCAGAUUAUCCGAAUGAGGCAGCAGUUUGUGUGUUAAACCCGGCAUCGAGACGUUUUCUGACUCGUAUCCACUGAAGGUGUGCAGUUAGACGACAGGAUCAGCCAAAAAGCCGAAAAAGAUAUUAGAAACGUCACAAAUCACAGAUCGGCAUAAGCAGCAGAUGCCUUUUAAGCUACUAAUCUCGUUUCCCUUGUCAUUCGGUUAGGUUUUUCUAAUUUUAACCUAUUUAUUUUCCUUGAAAAUCUGCAGUGUACCUAUAAAUUAUACCCCUAAAAGCUCAUCAAAGGUACAUCAGUGAUCCUUAACAAGCUUAUAAUUUAAUGCAUUUUAAGGCUGUGAUCAAUUCACUUGCCUUAGAUGUCAAAGUUAGACGAUUUGGAAUGAAGAGAAUAAUCUGUAUGAGAUGUCGAGGAAGAAUAAUGGAGUGGUUUUAUCCCCCCCCCCCCCCCCCCAAGCUGCAGUGCAUUGUGGGAUUUCCUUUUUUUACACUAAGCAUUCAGAUUAAUAAAACUAUCAACUUCUCUUCUAUACACAUAAAUAGGAAAGCUACAAUUUUAGUUAACUUCAGAUAAGACAGGUCAGGGAGCAGGACUCCUGCACUUUUUUUUUUUUUU
Tachysurus fulvidraco (yellow catfish) is the source of this 5135-nucleotide messenger RNA. It is a transcript of the gene uacab, whose product is annotated as uveal autoantigen with coiled-coil domains and ankyrin repeats b. Bases 496 to 4557 code for a protein of 1353 amino acids. Gene Ontology annotation, molecular function: actin binding. The record is from RefSeq and is a predicted model, not a curated record. The transcript is spliced from 18 exons. Lineage: Eukaryota; Metazoa; Chordata; Actinopteri; Siluriformes; Bagridae.